Messenger RNA from Cucurbita maxima (winter squash), 1447 nucleotides. RefSeq names its product calcium uniporter protein 2, mitochondrial-like. The transcript is spliced from 2 exons. The coding region runs from base 210 to 1295 and encodes 361 amino acids. Gene Ontology annotation, molecular function: uniporter activity; calcium channel activity. Gene Ontology annotation, cellular component: mitochondrial inner membrane; uniplex complex. NCBI's taxonomy places the organism in Eukaryota, Viridiplantae, Streptophyta, Magnoliopsida, Cucurbitales, Cucurbitaceae. Gene Ontology annotation, biological process: calcium import into the mitochondrion; mitochondrial calcium ion homeostasis. The record is from RefSeq and is a predicted model, not a curated record.
GAACAGAAUUGGAGGGCAGCGGAAGGACCUAUAAAUUUGGGCGUUGGCGAUGGAUGGACGAUCGUGGUGAAGCGUCUCCGUGAAUGUUCUCUGCUAUUAAUUUGAUCUGAAGAAGAAUCGACAUAGGGAUCUUUCUGAUCCUCGUUUUUCCAUAUACUUUCCUCUUCUUGCUGUUAUUGAAUCCUUUCUUUGCUUUGUGUUGUUCAUCAAUGGCGUUCAACAAAACCCUAGCUCAUCGUCUCUUUAACAUAUCCCAAAUCUCCUCACAAUCCCUCACCAAAUGCCGGAUUUCGUCCUCGUCGCCUGGGGCUCGUGUUCCUCCCACUACCAGUACUGCCAACAUUGCUCAUGAUCCCGGAGAUAAUGCAGUUUUUCGUCGCUUUCUUCACAAGAGAGCGGUUUCUCAGCCGGCAAUCUCGCCGGAGCUCCGGGAAUUGGCGGCCGCGGGGAACAUGGUGGAGAAGUUCAAAUCUCUAGGGAUUGCUCCUGAUCGUAUCCGCCUCGAUUGCCUUCGUCCUCCUGCAUGCGGUUCGCUGGCUUUGGAUUCGGAUAGGUGUAAUGUGAAAAAUGGUUUGACGGUUGAGGAUGCGAGAAAGUUGCUCAAGGUAGCGCGGAUCGAGAUGGUGAAGUGGAAGCUGAGAGAAAUUCAGAAAUCAUGGGUUCCCUACUCAGAAUUCGUUAGGGUUUGUUGUCAGGGAUGUGAUGAUCCCGUUCAGGGUCUUGAAAUUGCUCGAAUGCUUGAUGAAUCAGGGACUGUGAUUGUCUUAGGGAACGUGGUGUACCUCUGGCCUGAACAGGUAGCUAAAGCCAUUGAAGGCCUGAUUCCCUUACCAGCAGUUAUUCCAAAUGGUGCUAGAAGGAAAGAGCUGGAAGAAAUGGAGAUGCAGAAAGCUGCAAUCGACGAAAAAGCCAAAACGUUUGUACGACGGGAGCUCUGGUGUGGAUUGGGGUUCCUGGUUGCUCAAACGGCUGCAUUCAUGAGGCUCACCUUCUGGGAGCUCACAUGGGAUGUGAUGGAGCCAAUUUGCUUCUAUGUCACCUCAGCUUACUUCAUUGCUGGCUAUACAUUCUUCCUCAAGACCUCGAGGGAGCCUUCAUUCCAAGGCUUCUUCCAAAGCCGGUUUAGGUCGAAGCAGAAACGCCUGAUGGAGGUUCAGAAUUUUGAUAUCGCUCGUUACAGCGAACUCCGAAGAGCUUGCUUUCCGAAUUCCUCAGCUCAAGGGUUUCCCUCUUCAGAGUGUAUGAAGAUGUAUGAUAAUUCAGGAAAAAUGAAGUUGGAAUCUUUACAGAUUUAAAAUAAAAGAGUUACUUACCUCAGUACCUUUGAUCAUCAGGUGCGGCGGCUAUGUGUAAACAAGAGUACAUAGAAUUGUGGCCUCUUCUCUUCUAACAGAAACGUAAUCCUUUUUGCUUGACAUAAAUUUGCAGUCAUUUUUGUUCAUGAAUC